Messenger RNA from Paramecium pentaurelia, 1619 nucleotides. NCBI's taxonomy places the organism in Eukaryota, Ciliophora, Oligohymenophorea, Peniculida, Parameciidae. The record is from the annotation of a GenBank genome assembly.
AUGUUUAUCGACCUUGAUAAUUUUGAGCAACAUAAAUAAACAAUAAUUGAUUAGAUUAAGAGAUGUGAUUUUCUAGGUUUUGAUCUUGAAUUAACUGGAAUAAAAGGAGAUUAUUAAGAUAUAUUUGAAGAAUUACCAUUUGAAAGAUAUUUAAAGGUAUUUUUAAUGACAUAUAGGCACGAAAAGUAAGUAUGAAAUAUAAUAUUAUUCAAUUUGGAUUAUGCAUAUUCAUCAAAAAAUAAUAAGGAUAUUUAGCUUAUCCUUAUACAUUCUUUUUGUUUCCUUAAGAGUAGACAAUAUUCUAAUUAUUAGUUUAGAUGAUUUUGUGGGUUUGUAAGUAGGAGCAAUAUUUUUUAAUUGUGAACAUGGUAUGGAUUGGAAUAGAUGGAUUAAUAAAGGAAUAGGUUAUAUAAAUAGAGCAUAAUAUUAAAAACUGUAAGAUGAUUAUAAUAAAGACUUUUAAUAAUUAGAUUAGGAAGAAUUGAAGAAUCAAUUUGAAAAAAUUUUAGAUGAUGUUAAAGCAAUAGAUAAGAAAACAGUAUAUCAUAUAAUUUAUAUAAUAGAUUUAAGAUUUAAUUGACAAGUUAGAAAAAUUUAAUAUAUCAGAAGAUAAAUAGACAACAAUAGAAACAACAAAUGGAUAUUAAAGAAAAAUUAUUUAUAAUUACUUAGAAGCAUAUUAGAAAAAUAUGAUUGGAGAAUCUUUAUUAAAAGGAGAAAUGAAAAUUACAAAAUUAACAAAUGCAGAAAAAUAAGCAAAAGAAGAAGAAAAAUAAUAAUUAAAAAUAAAUAGAUUUUAAACUAAAACAGGAUUUUAUUAAAUAUGGGAAUGUAUUUUGAAUUCUAAAAAAUAUAUGGUAGGACAUAAUUGUUUUGCAGAUUUAUUAUUUUGUUAUAGUCAUUUUGUUUAAUGUCCUCCAAUAUCUUGGGAAGAGUUUAAAGAAGAUAUUCUUAGAAAUUGGCCCCCAAUUUAUGAUACAAAAUAUAUUAUUUAAUCAGCUUAACCAUUAGAAAAAAUAAGAGGGAAAUUAGAAACAUCAACAUCUAUUGAAAAUUUAGCUGAAUUUAUCAAAAAUAAUAUGAAUUAUAUAUAAAUUGAGGUUGAAUAAGAUUAAAAUUUAUAUCAUACAGCUGGUUUUGAUGCUUAUAUGACUGGAUUUAUAUUUAUUAAUUUGACUAAAGAUUUUACAUAAUAAGAAUUAUAAAAUCAAAAAAAUAAAUUGAAUUAAUUUAAAAGCAAUUAUAAUAUUAAUUUGAAUACUGCUGAAGAUAUUAAAUUAACUUAAAAAAAUAUAAUCUACAUUAAAUUUCCAGAGGAUGAUCGAAAAAAUUUAUAAAUAUAAAAAAAUUAAAGAUUAUAAUUAUAAAAGUCAAUUGUUGAUAAUAUAAUUAAUACUUUAAAAUAAUAAUACAAUUUAGCAGCUUAUAGAAUAAUCCAUUAUAGAUAUAUUUAUAUAGAAUUCAAUUAGGAAUACGAUUUGAAAUAGAUUCAAAAUAAGUUAUCCAAAGUACCAGAUUUUUAAGAUUGUUAAAUUUUUAAUGAAAAAUAAUAUGAAAAAGAUAGAAGAGAAUUUAAAGAAAAAGAAGCAAAGUUAGAAAAGUUUGAUAAAAGAUAAUGA